UUCUGCAUAUGGAGUCCACCUCCCACUCUGUAAUUGCUCCCAUUGUAGUCGAGGUGUGUUCUAUGAGAGAGAAAGCAGUGAGGUGACUGAUCUCAGGGAUGUUUAAUGUCUGUUGUCAUAUGCAGGGACAUUCACAGGUGACUCAGUGGGAACUGAUUUGCAUCCUGGGUAUUUUUAUUCCCUGUGUGAGGACCAGAGAAGUCAUUCUGCUCUGAGUCAGAGAGGACUGAAACAGGACCCGUCUCCGCUGGGCCUCUGCGUUCGACCAUGUUUGGACCUGCAGAUCUGAAGCUGUGUGGCACCGCCCUCCUGCUGGUCCUGGGUGUGCUCGCCAACAUCUUCAACCUGGGCGUCAUGCUGGUGCAGCAGUGGAGGUCCGGAGGUGUGAAAACAGAGGCUGUCAUCAUCUGCUUCAUCUCUCUGGGUAACGUCCUGCUGCAGACCUGCACCUUCGUCAUCGUGGCGUCCGUCUGGGCCGGCGCGCUCUGCAGGCCGGACUUACCUCUCUUCUUCUGUGUGGUGGUGGUCGUGUGGCUCAGCAGCAGCUCGGUCAGCUUCUGGUCUGUCGCCUGGCUCAGCGUCUUCUACUGCAUGAGGGCUCUGAGCUUCUCCUCGGUUCUUCUUCGAGCUCUCAAGGAGAACAUCUCAUCCAUCCUGAACGCCACCCUGUGUGUGACCUUGUUGACCUCCUGCGUCAUGUUCACGCCUUUCUUCUCCCUCCAUUUCCAAACUCUUCCUCAGAACACGACAGAACCAUGUGUGAUCAGGAAGCCUCUGUUCCCUGCCUGGAUGAACGUCAACGUUUACGUGAUCCUCUUCAUCUGCUACCUCACCCUGAUGCCGCUCGCCAUCAUGCUCCCCACGUCGCUGCAGCUGGUGGUCUUCCUCUGCAGACACACCUGGUCCCUGAAGAAGAGGAGGAGCAGCUCCACCUCUGCAGAGUCCUACCUGCUGGUCUGCAGGCUGACCGUGGCUCUGGUCUGGGUUUACCUCAGCACACUGCUCACCAUCUCGCUCUACUACUUCCACGCCAUCUUUGCCUCGGGGCUGAGCACGGACAUGCUCAUCCUCGGGUUGUCGUUUUACUGCGUGGCCUCUGCGGUCCUCCUCACCUGGUCCAACAAAAACCUGAGGGAGAAGCUGAGAGUCAUGAUCUGCAGGAGAGGGAGCACGAAGACUCAGACCAGGAGCGCUGAGGACCAGUGAGGAGAAAAUAAGUAACUAUCUAUGAGGAGCUGUUUGUAAAGCUGUGCACUCUGAAAAUAACAACAACAGUUCUCCACAUUAAGCUC
Molecule: messenger RNA, 1292 nt
Organism: Notolabrus celidotus (New Zealand spotty)
Lineage: Eukaryota; Metazoa; Chordata; Actinopteri; Labriformes; Labridae
Product: taste receptor type 2 member 40
Exons: 1
Coding region: 268-1206 (312 amino acids)
Biological process (GO): sensory perception of taste; G protein-coupled receptor signaling pathway
Cellular component (GO): membrane
Molecular function (GO): G protein-coupled receptor activity
Source: RefSeq, a predicted model, not a curated record